Molecule: messenger RNA, 9348 nt
Organism: Acinonyx jubatus (cheetah)
Lineage: Eukaryota; Metazoa; Chordata; Mammalia; Carnivora; Felidae
Product: guanine nucleotide-binding protein G(s) subunit alpha isoforms XLas-like
Exons: 1
Coding region: 7176-9137 (653 amino acids)
Source: RefSeq, a predicted model, not a curated record
CGUGCGGGAAGGUUUGCACACAACAAAGGGAAAGGAAGGGGUUGGGGGAUCACGGAAAAAACUGGAAGGUAGUGGGAGACGCGAACAGUAGGGAAGGAACAGAAGAGAAGAUUUGGAGACAGGAAUCACAAAGCCCGUCCGUGUUAGAGCUAUAAAGACCAGCACGCACAAAUAAGGGGAGAUUCAGGGACAAAGAGAUUCAGGGGCAACUCCGUGGCCGUCUUCAAAACUCUGGUGGCAGCAGAGGCAGCGUCAGGAACAGCAUUUUUAAUAGCCAGGCAUAACGGUGGAGGGCCACCCUGGGGCUCACAGCUUAGGUACCCUCAAGGUCACCUCUCCCUGGAGGGUCUCUACGGUCUCAAUUCCAUAGGUACAGGGGAGUUUUUGUACACGUGCCUCAGUGGCUUCAACCAAAAUGAAAGAUUUACAACCUAGGAAAUGUCGUUUUAUAGCUCAAGUCCUAAAUCUUGGAUCUCAGUUCAGGGAGAGGCCCCGACUCUCACACUGGCCAAGGACGACGGCGGCCAGCUGAAGACAAGUUUCUCCUCCCCCAGGCGAGAGCCGGUUGCUGAAUCCUCUGGCUUAUGUUGCUGUCUCCAUUAGAGUUCAAGAGGAGAACGUACCCUGGGAAAUUGAGGCUCUGUGCUAACAUGAGACCCACCACUCCCCUUAAAUGCGGUUACGGUGCCCAGACGCUCCCAGAGUGCCUGGAAGUUCCGCCAUGAUUUCCCGGAAUUUUAAAGAGAGCUUCCUCUAAAGCCAGAUUUAUCUUCUGGGAUUCCCUCUUGCCCUUCUAGUCCCCACUUUUACCCCUUUCUUAGUCCCCUUCCCGGGGCACUGUUCAUCUUUUCUCCCCUCCACAUUCUCUGCUGCAUCAUCAACUAGCCUGGAGAAGGAACCCACGGCCCAGUUCAAGCGACUGUCGAGAAUGUGCGGGCCCACCGCGCUAGCACAGGCCGUCAGAGGACGGCCAUGUGCCUGGCCGCAGCAGAAAUGGGUAACCCUUCCAGGUCGAGGGCUGCUGAGUUUAGCUAGCGAGCUGAAUGAAGGGGUCUGAAUUCCUGGGAGGAGACCCUCCGCCCCGGGGCUGCAGCACGGGGUUUGUUAAUCUGAGCAGAUCAAGUGUCUCCCUAAGUCUGGUUCCGGCCCAUCUGUAAUCUCAGCCGUGCACCUGCCCCUGACCUCCAUCUGAGGCGUUUUCUCUCCGGCUGGCGUUUGCCUGAAACAGCCUGGUCACGCAGACCCUUCUGCAGACAGGAGGCUGCUGCCUCCACCGGCCGAGGCUGGCAGAGGAGAUGCUAGAACGGAGAGAGAUGAGCACGGCAGGCCUUAACUGAACGGUGAUUAACCGAACAGCUUCAAAGUCUUCUCGCACUCAGAAAACACUGGUCACCGGGAGGUGGAAAAACAGAACAGUUGCCGGAAUCCUCUUGCCCGGGUUCUCUCUCCUUUUGGCUUUGGCUUUUUCCUCCCAGCUGGUGAAAAGAUUCUCCUUUUCUGCGUUCCAAAGAAAUCCACGGACAGACAGCAAUGACGGGAGUGGUCUGCACAGCGCUCUUCUGCAGACGGCCCCCACCCCAAACGCUAGGCUAGGAGGAAAUACCACUGCCAAAAAAAAAAGAUCAUUUUGCCUGGUUUCUGCUCCUUUCCCUCUCGACCACCUCCUCGUCUGCCUGCUUUGCUUUCUCUUUCUUGGAUACGGGGAUGAAAUGAGAACGCUGACAGGCAGCUACUUAAACUUUGGAUGCGCCUUGUGCUUUUGGCAACGAGUAAGAAUCCCCGAAUGUAAGCGUACUAACGGCCAUUUGCGGAGUGUGACGUGUGCUGGUGCAGGUGUCAAUAUAGCAGGAAUAUGGGAGUUUGGGAAGCCCAGGGUGCCACACGGGGUCACCGAGGCAGGGGGCCAUGUCCCUACAGAUGGUGACGGUGCUGUUCAGAGAGCCAAGAGUGAAGAAAUACCUUCUUUCCGCUGGGGGUUACUCGCUUACAAAGAGCCGAGCCUACCUGAGGGACCUGUGCCUUUUGGUGAACGGGCGGACUUUCCUCAGAAAUGCGGGUUAACUGAAACAUACGCAGUGUUUCCUCUCUUGACUCGUGGAGUGUAGACAAUCUAUAUUCUUUUUAAGUAGCAGUUUUAAGGAUCUUUUUAAGGAUACGCGGUUUCCCACAGACCUUCACCUGGACUUGACAGCCCGCCCUUUCCUUCUCUGAUGGAUACACCCGUCUCACUGCACGCCUUUGCUCCCGCUCGCUCCCUGUGGGGACAGGGCCCAGACCCUGGCACACAGAUUUUGCCCUUGACCCCAGCACCCCCUUCUCUCGGGCACCCUGUGACUAGCCUAUCUUGCCUUCCUCUUCGUCAUCGGUGUGAACUCAUUCACUGACCUUCCUUCCUUGUUCCUGCUUAUUCCUACCAGAUACAGACCCCUUUCUCUGAUAGAAAUCCAUCCAGAAUUGGCAGUGUGGCCUAGGCUACCCACUACCACCUGUCACUGGCCAAUCUGCAUCCAGGGCCAGGCCCCAUUUCUGUCUUGAGCCAGAAAGCUCACCAGUCUAGAGUAUGCUCACCAGAGAGCACACCUCCCCCCACCCGCCCCCAGUCAACCCACCAGCUAAUCGCCCCCAGCUCUUACCAUAGCGGGGUCCUCAGGUCCCCGUGGCCAGGCCCGCCAGCUGCCGUUCACAUUGGCCAGCUCCUCAAACAUCUGGACGCACUUCUGAGGCGUCUCAAGUCCCACUGCUGAUCUGUGAUGCUUUCAGCUUUGAACCCCCUCACGUGAGUGAUUUGAGGUUUCAGAUUCUGGUGGCCAGUCCCUACGGAAGAAAAAAAAAUAGUAAGAGUAGACAAUAGGGAGCAUCGCAGUUAAACAGCGUAAUGUUUUCUCCCUGGUCCUAAUUUACCUUUCAAUUACAAUGAUUCCUACUCCAAUCUGAGGGUCCUUUCUCAGCCUACAGCAGUGGUUUCAUCCGGGGGCGAUAUUUUGCCUCCCAGAGGACAUUUGGCAAAAUCUAACAGAUUUUUGGUUGCUACAACUAAGGGGCUGCUACUGGCAUCUAGUGGGUAGAGGCCAGGGAUGCUGCUAACACCCUACAGUGCCCAGGACAGUCCUCAGCAGAGAAUGAUCUGGCCCCGAUGUCUACAGCACAGAGGCUAAGAAACCACAAUCCUGACUAGGUACGUGGCGCUUCUUAGAUCCUCCCCUCCCGUGUACCCCCGCCAGUCCUUCCUAGCCCACUGCUCUCUCCUGAGGCAGCUUUUCUUCUCCUCUAGUGCGCUAAGUGCUCCAGAUUCUGUCACCAGAUAUAUUCCUCCCCUUGAGGGUGGUAUCUGACCCACUGAUUCCAUAUCCUAUAAGGACGGUUGUCACUUUGAACUUGAGGUCUCGCGCUUCCUUCGAAACUUCAGGCCCACGCUCUUAAUUAACAGGCCGUGAGAAACUCCACUGCGACUCCCAUCCUUCCUUCACCUCUGCCAAGUCCAAACCCAAAUUGGCUCCGCCACCAUGCCACCCCUCCCCAAGAUCCUCCCCACUUCCCUGUGUCACCUGUGUCCCACCGUCCAGGCGCCACACUUUGGCUUCUCCACCUUUUGUGCCUUGGGAGCACAGGAGAUGCUCGAGGGCCCUUUGGGAUCCCUCUCGAGUCCCCUCAUUCAGCCUUCCUGCUUCCUUCACUGCACGUGGGUCUCCCCACCUUAAAGGUCAGGGCCAGCUACGGCGUCCUUUGUUCGCUCCGGUGGGACCAUCCUCCACACUCCCUCCAUCUUUACUAAAACUAAGCGCAAAGCCUCCCUUGCAGCACAAUUAACAUUCAUCAUCUCCAUUUCCUACCAGAACAGCCUCAAGAGUGCUUGCCCUGAAACUUCCUGGUAUCCUCAGAGAGAUCUUACCUCAUUCGUCCCUCUUUACUCCCACUGCGCCUCCAAGACUCUGCGCUGUGGCCUGUCCUCUUUACCCAGCUUCCCCCUUUUGCUCCUGGUGGGCCCACACCUAUCAUUCCACCCGCCCCCCCCCCCCCAUUGGCAGCCAAGGGCCCUAGCCAUCCACGGAGGCCCAUUUGAAACGCCACUUUCCCCACCAACACUUUCGAGUCCCCCCCCCCCCCCACCAGUAGAGGUCUUUCCUCUCAUUUUUGUUGCUUAUCCUUUAGGAUGGAGUGUUGGGAUCUACCCGGCCUUUAUCCCCUCAGUGUAUGGGCUCCCCAGGCAAAGAACCAAAGACACCAAAGAGUGCUGAACAAAGGGGGUCCCAGACGCCCCUGAGGAUGUCAAACAAAGAGACCCUGUACCCAUUCCUUGAUGAAUAGUGUUUUGGGGAAGCAAGGCCCGGAACGAGGGCAACCCGUCCCUUUGGGGCUCCAAACCCCAAUGUCUACUGACCUUCUACUUCGGCAGGGCGCAGCAUCCCUGGGGCCUCAACUCCUUUUCCGUCUGGGACUGCUCCUCUGCAUCGGGGCAGCGAGCCCUCUCCCUCCUCAGGGUCCUGGCCCUCUACCUCCAGGCCCUGGACAUUUUCUUCCUUCUCGCCUGGUCUCAGCAGCGGUUCCCCCGGACGGGAGGGUUUGCCCACCGCCACCUGCGAGACCUAGGGUUGACCCUUGUCAGCCCCCAACCUUCCCUUCCAGCCUUUGUGACUUGUGGCAUCAGGAAGAGUGACCCCACGGCGCCAGCCGGCCUCGAGGCGUCCCAGGCCUGGCCGCCAUACGCCCGCCCACCAACCGCUUCCAACCACCCCAGCAGCACAACCUCUCAGGGCGUUCCAACGCGGCGCCCCCUAUUGGACCUCCCAUUCAUAUCCGGUUUCCGGUCGGACGCCCCCUGCUCAUUCGCCAGGCAACCUUGAUUGGCGUGACCCCAGCCCAAUGGCUGACCCGGCACUGGGGUCAGAGGGGAGUGAGUGGACGGUCGCGACCCAGUUGGCCCAUUCCGUUGGAUGCUCAGAGGGUUGAGCCGUCGCUCACGGGGAUAGUUGGACAAAGUUUGAGCCAAAGUUCAGUGUUGGCAUUUCCAAGUGUGUAGACCCAUGGAGCUGACCUGUCACGCCUUUGGGGGGCCCCACACGUUGCCCAGAGUCCGACUUGGUCAGCUUUCUCCCGCAGCACGGCCACGUGGGUGGCGGAUGCGGGACAGUGGUGCGCCGUGGCUGUGGUCCCAUCGUUCUAAGAGGGAUGCGUUGGACUUAACGAGAUUGGACCGUGCGUGGUUCACCCGCCUGCGGCUCGUAGAUACAGCCACCCAAGCGGUGUUCCCGCUCGCCGCCGCCCACCCCUCGUGAAACUUUUCCUGCCAUCUCUCCCCCGCCCGCACGCCAGGCGACCACCUGCCUCAUGCCCAGCUGCCUUGCACCUAAAGGUAGCUGGCAGGUCCGUGUCACCCGCUGGCGAGACAGCCCUCAUGCCCACGUCCCGGGUCGUACGUGACCCGCAAGCAGCAAUUCCCGCCGCCCCCCCCCCCCCCCCCGCGACUCAAAUCGUUCCUCAGACACCAGACCCUAGACCCAGAGCAGUGCGCGUACACGCGCCAAGCCCACCCCGCCGGUGCGGGUAUUUACCCCAGCCGGCUCCAAACCCACACGAGCUUCGGCGACAGGAGCGCAGCCAGGCGACCGCUACACUUGUGGCCGGGCUUAAUGCCGCGCCUCUGGGGGCUCUAGCAGUGGAAAAGUAAAGCGACUGCCCUGGGAUACCCAUAGCGAAAGGAGAGGGGCCCCAGGGGGGCUGGCGAGGGGCUGGAGAGGAACUGGGGCGGCGGACCGACCGACCCUGCAGCCGGCGCCCGCGGCCGAGAGCGGCACAUCACAGCCACUGCUGCCGGCGCGGCACAGUGUGUAUCUUUGGGUUCUGUGCGCACAGGGUUGUCCAGUCUCCGAGACCACGCUAAGCCAGCCGCAGGUCCCAACACAAAUCCCGCUAACCCUUCCCCAGAACAGUAGGAACCCCCGGAACUCUGAGGCCUGCACCGGAUGGGGGUCUCCGCGUGUGUCCCGCGCCCACCCCCGCCCCCGUUCCGUGCCGCGGCAACUACCGCUUAGAGGGUCUCCGUGGUGCGCGCCCAAGACCCUCUUAUUCCCCUGCAUCAUCGUCCAAAUAAUCGGGGGGAAAACCCUGCCUGCGCCACUCUAGACUACCGCAGGGACCCCCAGGGUGUGAUGGGGAUGGGGGACAUUGAGUGUUUUUACAGGAGCCAGCCUGGGCAAACCGGCAAACAAACGCUGCAGAAGCGGUGGAAAGUACCCUAAGGCGUUUUAAAAACGAACUGUGGGCGCACACACACGGCAGGCCCUUGCCCCUCGCCUCUCUCCGCUCUGCCGGUGGGCUUACGACCACCUGUCGCAUCCCCGCGCGCGCCCGCGCCCCCUUCCCACGCGCCCAAAGCCUUGUACUCCGGACUUGGAGCUCAAGAUUGGAGGCUGCCCAGGUCUGGGGGCUGCGGCUCAGGGGUUCAGGGGUAUCCUGGGGUGAUGAAACCCUCCUGCGGUUCCCCCCUCCCCCGAGGAGAGUCAUUUGGGUCUGGGAGGGAGGGUUUUCAGCUCCUGCGCUCAAGCAGCCCGGGCCCACGUCUUGCGUCACGUGUCCCGCAACGCAGGAGAGCUCUCUCUCUCUCUGGCCAGGGGAUAAGAGAGGAGAAAGACUCCAAAUCAGUCAGGGAGAGGAGUGGAAGGAGCCAAAACAUCCCUGCGAGGCCUGCGCUCAUCGGCCCCCUUACCCAAAGUCCGGGGCUGCCGGCGCCAGGAUCCGGCUCCCGGAGCUGCCUUGGCACCGGGGCCGGCGUCCUCUGGUGGCAGAGAGCGAGCACUACGAGCGAUUUUCGGACCGAAUCGGCACGCUCCUCAGAUCCAAGCAGGCGGGGCUGGCCUGGAGCAGAGAGACAGAAAGAGAGAGAGAAAGAGAGAGGAGGGGACGAGGGCAGGCCAAGAGGGGCGCCGAGGGGCAGCCUGAGGGGAUAAAAAGUGGCCAGGAAGGAGCCAAAACUGCACCGGCAACAAUAGACUUGCUUCCGCUUUGGUCUUGGGUUUGAGGCCCUCAAGCCCCAGACCUCAAGAGGGUUGGAAAGUGAGGUUGGAGAACUUUCUAGCUGAUACUUUGAAUUUUUUCGAAGAUAUUUUUUUCACCCUAGUUCGGUUGGGUGCUCCGACUCACGGGGCCCCAAGUUUAUUUUAAGAGUCCGCCACCGUGUUAUGGGCGUGCGCAACUGCCUCGACGGCAAUAAUAUGUCAGGACAACGCGAUAUCCCCCUUGAACUCGGGGAACAGCCCGAGCAACCACCUUUGGAGGCCCCAGGGGCAGCUGCCCCCAGUCCUGGGCCUGGCGCAGCCGAAGAGAUGGAGACCGAACCGCCUCACAGCGAGCCCGUCCCCCUCGAGAUUGAAGGCGAGGCCUGUGGACCCCCCGAGGUCCCCGGACCCAACUGCCAGGACCUGGGCCAGGCCAUCGAGGAAACCAGAGCCCUCGGAGGCUACAGCCCACCUCCUGAGGAAGCCAUGCCCUUCGAGGUCGAGCAGCCCAGCCCAGGAGGCUUCUGGCCUACCCUGGAGCAGCCCGGAGACACCACUGGGGCCCAGGCAGGCCCUGAGGUCUUCAGCCCAACGGUCAUGGAGCCCGGAGCCUUCGAUGAUGCCAGACCCAGCCUGGGAGGCUACAGCCCUCCACCUGAAGAAGCCAUGCCCUUUGAGUUUGAGCAGCCUGCACAGGGAGGUUGCAGCCAGCCUCUCCUGCAGGUCUCAGACCUCGCUCCAGGAGGCCCAGGUGCAGGGGUCUUUAGCACUCCUCCCCAGGAGCCCGGAGCCCUCAAGCCUGCAACCACAGGCUUCAGAGGAGACUGUAGUCCUCCCCCUGAGGAGGCUAUGCCAUUUGAGUUUGAUGGAGCAGCCUUUGGGGACGACAGCCCACCCCCCGGGCUCCCCCGAGCUAUCCCACAAAUCGACGGCGGCAGCAUCGGCCAGCCCGCGGCAGUCGCGGUCCCGAGUGCGGUCCUCCUCGCUCCCGCCGCGAACGAGCCCCCCCUCUGGGUCCCCGGCGCCAUCGGCAGCCCAUCCCGAGAGGCUGUCAGAUCUCCUCCACACUUCGCGGGCGACAGCCCCCCGAUGGAGAUCUCCGGACCCCCGCUCGAGAUUGGCAGCGCCCCCGUUGGGGUCGACGACGCUCCCGUCAACAUGGACAGCCCCCCAAUCGCGCUUGACGGCCCGCCCAUCGAGGUCUCCGGAGCCCCAGUUAAGAGAGAGCGAGCAGAGGGAGAGAGACCCCCAGUUGAGGGAGAAGCAGCCGAGAUGGAAGGAGGCUCAGCCGCCGCCUCUGCUGCGGGGAGACGAAAAGUCCCCUCUCCCGGGGACGGAGCCCCAGCGGCCGGGGCCGCCCCUGCUUCUCCAGCCGCCGGGGCAGCCCCAGCCGCCCCUGCCGCUCCGGCCGCCGGGGCAGCCGCUGCCGCCCCUGCCGCUCCGGCCGCCGGGGCAGCUCCUGCCGCCCGGGCAGCCCCUGCCGCUCCGGCCGCCGGGGCAGCUCCUGCCGCCCGGGCAGCCCCUGCCGCCCCUGCGUCUGGAGCCCGACCCAAGCUCCGCUUCCUCCGACCCCCCAGCCCCGAGAUCCAGGCUGCCGAUCCGCCUACUCCGCAGCCUACUCGCGCAUUUGCCUGGCGGGGCAGGUCUGGCCGCGGCCGCGACGACGACGAGAGGUCGGUCAGCAGCGACGACGACCACAGCAGCGAUGAAUCCGACGAUGGGACCUCCGGAUGCCGCCGCUGGCUGCAGCCCCGGCGAAAUCGCCGCCGCCGAAAGCCCCGGCGCAACUUGCUCCGCAAGUUCCUCAUGCAGGCCUUCGGGGGCUGCUUCGGCCGAUCCGAGAGCCCCCAGCCCAAAGCCGCCCCCAGCCCCAAGGUCAAGAAGAUUCCCCUGGCGGAGAAGCGCAGACAGAUGCGCAAGGAAGCCCUGGAGAAACGCGCCCAGAAGCGCGCAGAGAGGAAACGCAGCCAGCUCAUCGACAAACAACUCCAGGAAGAAAAGAUGGGGUACAUGUGUACGCACCGCCUGCUGCUUCUAGGUAAUGCGGCGGACUCUGCCCGCGGGGAGCAGGGCUGCCCGGUGGGGCUCGGGGCCUGGCAGCGGGAGGAGGGGGGUGUCCAGGCCGAGGCGGGAAGACACUGCUAGAAAGUUCCAGCGAGGGGCCCGAACUUUGCCCUGGGAGCGGGAGGGGGCCUCGGCUGGGUGUGGGUGGUCGAAGUAUGUGCCCUCCAGGGAGAAAAGUGGUGCCGAGCAACACUGAGGGUCGUUUCCGGCUGGACAAGCCAGCGCCAGCGACCGUAAGAUGCCGCCGAGUCCUGGGGUGGGGGCCGGCAAGGAAGGCGGGGGCUUCAGGUGA